Molecule: messenger RNA, 1320 nt
Organism: Psylliodes chrysocephalus
Lineage: Eukaryota; Metazoa; Arthropoda; Insecta; Coleoptera; Chrysomelidae
Source: the annotation of a GenBank genome assembly
AUGGCGGAUGAAAGUGAUGGAUUUCCUCUUCAUAAAGCCGUUUUUGAAAAUGAUUUACCAAAUCUUUCCAGAUUAAUAAGAAAACAGGAUGUAGCUUCAAAAGAUAAGCAUGGAAACACAGCGUUACACCUAGCAGUUAUGCUGGGUAGAAAAGAGUGUGUCCAAUUACUUUUAAAACAUGACGCCCCCGUAAAAGUGAAGAAUGGAUUGGGUUGGACUGUCUUAGCAGAGGCAGUUAGUUAUGGACAUCGUCCUACAAUUUCUUCAUUGGUGAGAAAAUUCAGACAACAGUCACGAGAACAAAUGGAAGGUAGAAGACCAAAUUUAGUAAAAGCUUUAAGUAAAAUAAAUGAUUUUUAUAUGGAAUUAAAAUGGGAUUUUCAAUCAUGGGUUCCACUUGUAACAAGAAUUUUGCCUUCAGACAUUUGCAAAAUAUACAAAAGUGGGGCAAAUAUAAGAUUGGAUACGACUCUAGUAGAUUUUUCAGACAUGAGGUGGGAAAGGGGUGAUAUUUCUUUUAUUUUUAAUGGAAAUGGUAAACCAAAUGAAAGCCUUACUGUAUUGGAUAAUGUUUCUAAAGUAUACCAAAAAGUUAGACAUGAGGAAAGUGAGAUGGAAAUAGAAGACGAAGUUGAUUUACUAAUGUCCACUGAUAUCAUGGCGGCACAAAUAUCUACAAAAAGCAUAUCUUUUGUUAGAGCGCAAAGUGGAUGGAUUUUUAGAGAAGAUCGCAAGGAAUUAGUUGCAGGUCAAUAUGAAAGUGAUUUAUACACUGUUCAUGGUUUGCAGCUAGAAAGUCGGAAAAGAAGAGAACACUUAUCAUCUGAUGACUUACAAAAGAACAAAGCUAUUUUAGAAAGCUUAACCAAAGGAGCAAACUUGCAACAUUUUGACCAAAAUGAUGAACCUGUAAGAAGAUAUAGUUUACUCCCACCUCCUGAAAAGAAAGUAACUUGGCAGGAUUAUAUUAGUGCUGAUGUAAAUAAUUAUCCUAGGUUAGGAAGAGAACUUGUUUAUAAAGAAUCUACCAAAGCUUAUAAGGCAACUAUAGCAAUGAGUUCCGAAUUCCCCCUGUCCGUAGAAAUGUUACUAAACGUCUUAGAAGUUAUAGCACCUUUUAAGCACUUUUCCAAAUUAAGAGACUUCAUAACCUUUAAAUUACCAAACGGAUUCCCUGUGAAAAUUGAAAUCCCGAUUUUGCCAACAGUCACGGCUAAAAUCACAUUCCAACAUUUCGAAUUCAGAGAUGACAUUCCCAAAAACAUGUUUACGAUACCAAAAAAUUAUGUUGAAGAUCCAACCCGGUUUCCAGACUUAUGA